AUGCCACCUCGGGCACCUACGCCCCUCUCCUCAGUACCCCGAGGCCCCGCCCGCUCCCACCUCGAGGCUCUGCCCCCCACACCCACCCUCACCCCAGCCGCCACCAAGUCCCCCUCCAAUCAUCUGACGCUGAAUUUCAGCGAUUUGGCGGAUGGCCGCGAGAGGGCGCGAGAACCGCAGGUUCUGCCCUCCCGGCCCACCGAGCGUAGGAACUGCCUGAGGCUGGCUCGGGACCGACCUGAGCGCCGCUCCCACGGCGACAUCAGGAGCUUUCCUUCCCGCGGGGCCCACCGCCCCAGAUUUUUCCAGAAUCCCGGGAUAGAGACCCCAGAUCCUUAUCUGAGAAACGCCGUGUCCUCUCACUGGAACAGGACCCUGAGGUCCACGUCUGACCCCGAGGCCCCCCUCAGGCAGAGCUGCACUAAUGUUGUGGGGUCUGUCCCGGCCUCAGGGACCCCCCAACCGGCCAGCACCCGGACCUCCCGCAGCCCCCGUCCUCCCACCCCGCGUCUCCAGGCCAAGGAUGCUUUCAGAGAUAUUUCCAUAUACUUCUCCAAGGAAGGAUGGGAAGAGAUGGGAGAGUGGGAGAAAUUCCGCUACAGGAACAUGAAAAGGAACAGUUCAAGGAACUACAAGGCGCUGGUCACUAUAGGUCUCAAAGUCCCUCACCCAGCUUUCAUGUGUCACUGAAGGCAGUCCAUAAAAUCCCAGACGGAUGACACGGAGGAUUCCCAUGAGGAAUGGGCAUCUAGGCAGCAAGAGACAUUUGAGAGAAAGCCAAAGGGAAAGAGCCUGAAGGCAUGGGUUCUGGUUGGGGAUUUACUACCCACUGGACCCUUCGUCUUCCCUCGAAUCCUGAGUCCCCAGGGAAUACUCAGGGCAUCACUAAGUAAUAAAUCUAGUUUGAAGGAAUUAUCAGGAACAAUUAUGCUGAGCAGAGCUGGCCCAGAGCAGGCCCAGAAGUCAGUGUUGCCUCCUGGAGAAGCAAGUACCUCUGAUAAGCACUCAAGACAGAAACCAGAGCCCAGGAGAAAGGAGGUUGAGGUGAAGACGUACAACCUCUGAGAAAGAAAGGACCUCGUGUACCAGGAGGUCAGCUAGCCCCAGGAUGGCGACUACCUUUAUUGUGAGAAGUGUCAGAACUUCACUGAUAGCUGUGCAGCUCAUGGUGACCCAACGUUUGUAAAGGACAGUGCCAUGGAUAGUGGGCACCCCCAUCACUCUGGUCUGGGAAUUGGACCAUCCAGCAUCCCCAAGGCUAGGCUUGAAGUAUGGAACAAGGUUCGGGGCCUGCACUUUAGUCCCUACGAGGGCCAGGUGACAGAAGAAGAGGAAGCAGCCAACAGCAGCUACUCCUGGUAUGUGAACUACACCCAGGACAAAGAGUAGCAGAACCUGGUGGCCUUUCAGUACCAUAGGCAGAUCUUCUACCGGACCUGCCGUGCCAUCUGGCCUGGCUGUGAACUGCUGGUCUGGUAUGGGGAUGAGUAUGGUCAGGAGCUGGACAUCAAGUGGAACAGCAGGCAGAAGGAGUUCACUGCAGGGACAGGUGGGCGCUGA
Messenger RNA from Trichechus manatus latirostris (Florida manatee), 1560 nucleotides. RefSeq names its product PR/SET domain 7 (gene PRDM7). Lineage: Eukaryota; Metazoa; Chordata; Mammalia; Sirenia; Trichechidae. Gene Ontology annotation, cellular component: nucleus. Gene Ontology annotation, biological process: regulation of DNA-templated transcription. Gene Ontology annotation, molecular function: protein binding. The record is from RefSeq and is a predicted model, not a curated record.